CUUCCUUACAGGAACUUUAGAACCUGGAAUUCAUUUACAGUACUUACGGCAUACACGCCAUAGCGUUUGCAGGUCUCGGUCCGAUGGAUUUAUUCUCUCAAAUAUCAGAAAGGGCGAACGGAGCCCGACGGUUGCAGAGAUGAUCAACCGAACUACUUACCCCGGCGAUUGCGAGCCAACCUGUCAGCCUCAAACCCGCUCAGGUCCUGAGCCCGGCUUUAUGCAUGCAUCUUGUUGACAUGCAGCAUGACUGCUUACCCCUCUACCUCCGGUCUGGGAAUUGCGGUACCACAGGGAUCCAUGUCCGUCGUACGUCACAUGCAUAGCCAACCAGGAAAUAAGCGCAACACUCCCCGUGCAGCGUUCUCUUGUCCUCCAUCCAGAACAGGCUCCAGAACUUCUUCUCGCGACGGCGAUCAUAUCGGAUACCCCAAUAACCUGACAGAUCUACAUGCAACUGCUAUAGAAGACAUCGGUUUGCAAUCUUUCCGGAGAAUGGAGGGCCUGCGUCUAGCUGCCGUUGGGGAUGCCAUGGUGGAAUUCAACAUUGGAGAAUGUGGCGAUGGAUCAACUUCGAGGUUCCGAGAAGGUGGUCGUAUCGCUGUCGACUCUACUAUGACGCCUGGAGGCGGAACAGUUGUUCGACCCCGUCAUCAGAACCUGUCGAUGACCCCCGGUUUACUUCCCCCUUCUCACACAAUUCUUAAUAUUGGGAGCACACCCACCAGGAACGCUGCCGAGCUCAGGGCAUUAUUGGGAAAUUCAAAUGCCCGCUUAAAGCCGAGAGCUGUGAUGCUUCCAUCCCCAGGGGAGCGUCCCGUCAAGAAGAUUAAAGCUGUCGACGCAGUGUCGCUUGAACAAGCCAAACAACGGGCUCGCGUCGAGGUUGACGUUGUUCUCGAAAGUGAUAUGUGCGUGCAAGGUGGAUUUGUCCGAGGACAUAUCAAAGUUCAUGUCCGGAAACGGUCCAAGAAGGAGUCGCCCGUACUUCUCGCUGAGGGGAAGUUGCGCAUCGUCGGGUUCGAGACAAUACCGAAUGAAGGAGACUACCACACAUUCUAUCAAUGUGCAUCUCCCUUUUCCGUCAUCACGGAUGCAUCUCAGAGCUUGUACGUCUCUUCUCCGGACCUAGAAGGGUACGCGCAGGCUGUGGAAGGUGUUCAUGUCUUACCUUUCGCCAUGGAACUUCCGGUGAACAGUCCCUUUGGUUGUGCGAAGGGAGUUGUGAAUAUGCGCUCUGGCCUGACUGUGCGCUACGUCGCUAUGGUGUCAAUCAAGGUCAAGGACGCGGAAAGCGGUAGACGUUCUAUUGCGCAUUUCUAUCGCAAUUGUGAGGUUUGGCCUCUACUGGACCCCAAGGUGAUUCUUGCAGCAGCUCCGCGACCACUCCAAGCUUCGACAGCGAAGAGUCUCUCCAUGCUUGGCGGCGGUGGCAGUAAUGACAAGGUGAAACUCACAGCGAACCUCCAUCGGCUCCACUGGGUAGCCGGUCAACGUUGCUAUGUGCGUGUUCUUGUAAACAAUGGGAGCAAGAAGACUGUAAAGAGUCUAACGCUAUGUUUAAUUCGUACCACGACGAUCUUCAAGCCCCGCCCCGGGUUGGAUGCUGGCCACGAAAGUAGCGCGGAUCCGGACGCCUGCCAAACUUCGACUACUCAUAAGUUGAUUACUGAGACAGUGUUGGAGAUGGCUCAGCGUAGCGCGAGGGGACAUGCUAGCGCGAAGGGUUGGUGGACAGGCGUCAGGCCUGGACAAGACUUGGAAUUCGCUCAUUUCAUAUUGCUCCCACCUAAUGCGCUUUCUAUUACUCGAGGACGACUAUUGGAAGUCGAAUAUUCCAUCCGCGUCACGCUCAGUGCAGGUUCUCUAACCUCCGACAUCUUCGUAACCCUCCCAAUCCGAAUCAUCAACUUCAUGUCCAUAGAUCCUAUUCCCAGCGCCGGACUGUUAUCUCCCAAUGGCGCAUACUCUCGCACCGUCAAACAUCUCUCGCCUCACCAACUGUCUGCGAAUCAACCUUACAAAUCCAUGUCCGCCGACCCAACGUCCAAACACGUUCGACAUCCCGCUUCUGACGACCGUAAGCUUCCUGCAUCGUCUUCACACGGCAGGUCCAAAGUAGUGGAUACACAGUCCUCUGCCUUGGCGUCUUCCGCAUCUUCUGCAUCCUCCGCAUUGUUCGCCCCACCUCAACUCCAAAUAACAAACCCAGACCCACGUUCGGACUCCUCGGACUCAGAAGGGACUCCCAUCGCACAUCGGAUUCAACAAGCCCUCUCCGAAGUCAGCGUAUACUCAACUGACACCAGUCUCGGAAGUGGUUUAAGCUCUACCUCAGCUUCCGCUUCUUCAUUCAACUCUUACGCGAGCCAGGAUCGCAGGUUGGGUAAUAUGUAUUGUCCUUCAGGUAUGGAUGAUGUAGAUUCUGAUGCGGAAUUGGCGUAUGUGAUGGGCUCGGUUAAGUUGGAACAGAGGGAGGGGUGGAAUGAUUCGGAGUUUGAUGUCAGGGAUGAAGGUGGGAGUGCGAAUGGGAAUGAGAGUUUCGAAAAUAUCGAGAGCGAUGAGGGAUAUUCGUCGAUUAACACUUCAGAUCUUUCAGGCUAUUCCGACGCGAGUCAGGAUGGGUCAAGAGGUAUGGAAGGUGUAGGUCGCAUCACGUUCGCUUCACGCGUCCAGGAGAAGAUAACUGCUCGGGCUCAGAAGACACACGAGGCUAUGGGGAGUCAACCCGAACCUUAUCUGGACAUGAACGAAGAAACUCCUCGCGCUGGGUAUACUGCCCCGGUCACUAGGAGAAGACGCAACCAUGACUUGCCUGUGGUUACUGGAACGCAACAGCAACAGCAGAAAUCUAAUCAUCGAAGGAUCCCGUCUUGUGUCCGUGGACCGAGGGACUCGCGGGUGCUUCCUCGACCUCCCAUGUCUGACUUGGAGAGGAAGUCUACGGGUUCCCUCCCAAGUAACACUUCACUUUCGUCAUCUGGGUCAUAUAGUCAAGAGCUCCCUCGUCCCCCUUCGAUGGACGUCCACUCUCAAAACCGACCUGUCGAAGGGAUGCAACAAGCUGGAGAAUCGUCUAUCUCUGUGAAGCACAAGGUCGCGGCUUUGGAACAUAGAGUUAACACCGCGCGGGGAAGUGGAGAUGCUUACGUUUAAUACGCCGCUUCGUGGAGGAUAUGUGGAUGGUGUUCUUGCACGUGUAGACCUAAACCCGUUUGGAAGUUUGUUAACGAAUAUGGACUUUCACCUACUAUGCCUAGAUCGGUUAUGACGUUAGAGAUUGUAGCAUCUGUGAUCUAUCAGUAUCAUCGUGCAUGCUUAAUUUUAUUCUGAGUGUAAUGCUACACGUAUUUAGUCUCUGGUAAUACACGAGGUAGUCUCUAUGCAGUUUUAGUACUGUAGAUCGCA
Molecule: messenger RNA, 3408 nt
Organism: Somion occarium
Lineage: Eukaryota; Fungi; Basidiomycota; Agaricomycetes; Polyporales; Cerrenaceae
Source: the annotation of a GenBank genome assembly